Messenger RNA from Manihot esculenta (cassava), 2633 nucleotides. RefSeq names its product germin-like protein subfamily 3 member 4. NCBI's taxonomy places the organism in Eukaryota, Viridiplantae, Streptophyta, Magnoliopsida, Malpighiales, Euphorbiaceae. The record is from RefSeq and is a predicted model, not a curated record. Gene Ontology annotation, cellular component: cell wall. The transcript is spliced from 5 exons. Gene Ontology annotation, molecular function: manganese ion binding. Bases 385 to 1044 code for a protein of 219 amino acids.
UUGAAGAUUAAAGAGCAAUAUCAGGUGGAUUGAUACUGAUUUUUGAAAAAGAAAAGCUUUCAAAUGCUAAAGAAACAUUAAUAAUUAAAGUUGAAAGAUGAAAUAACUAUUUUUAGACAAUAUUUUUUUAAUAUUUUUAAAAGAAUUAUGGGGAUGUAGUACGGUCGACUUUCGUUAAUCUUUCUUAUAAGCAAUGCUCUUAAAAUCUGCUUCCAAGAUAAUCUAUUUCAAAUCAAGCAGUGAACCCCAAGCUUCAAAAAAUGACCUUUAUUUUAUGCAACUUCUAAACAUAUAUUUUCAUAUAUAAACAAUAAACCAAAACACAUUAUUACAUACAUAUACCAAACAACAACACUCAAUUACUUCACAUAAAGAAAAUCCAAGAUGAUUUUCUCCCUUCUCGUUUGCAUGAUCGUGUGUGCUUGCUUCCAAAUCUGCUUGACAGACUACGAUAAUCUCCAGGAUACUUGUCCAGCAGCUCCCACAAGCAAGCAGCCUAUCUUCAUCAAUGGUUUGCCUUGCAAGAACCCAGCCACCAUCACUCCUUCAGAUUUCAAGUCAUCAAAACUGAGUCUCCCUGGUGACACAGACAACUUUUUUCGUUCCUCAACAACCAUUGUCACUGCUGCAGAGUUCCCUGGACUCAACACGCUGGGCCUCUCAAUUGCCAGGACAGACCUUGAUGUGGAUGGGGUGGUAUUGCCGCAAUCCCACCCAAGAGCCUCUGAGCUGUUCUUUGUCAGUGCAGGUGUAGUGAUUGCUGGAUUUGUCGACACCAACAACCAACUCUUCCAGAAGAUUCUCAAGGAAGGAGAAGUGUUUGUGCUUCCUCGGGGGCUGCUUCACUUCUACUUGAAUGCUGGCAAUGAGGCUGCCACCAUUUUCUCAGUACUCAGUAGCCAGAAUCCAGGGGUGGUGAGUGUUGCUGGUGCCAUGUUCGAGUCUGAUCCAGAUGUGUUAAACAAGCUUGUGACCAAAAUAAGAUCUCUUUCUUCAUCACACAAUAAUGGCUCGGAAAAUGCCACUCUAUUCGGAUUUUAUUAGAAUUUUAAGUUGAUACAAUGAUAAAAUAAUAAUAUUUCUCUAUUAAAAAAGAACAUGAUGUAUCUAAUUUUGUUUAAAGUUACUUAUACGAGAACUCGAAUGGAGUGCUCAGGAAAAUAAAAUAAAUAGAUAAAUAAAGUUUUCAUCUCCUAAUUAGUAUCAAAUAUUAAAAAAGAUGCACUGUUGGAAUUUCACACUCCUAUAAUUAUGUCGGCUUAUAAAUUUAAAAUGAAGAAAGGGUAUAUUAUUGUUUUUUAAAAGAUGCAUGGGGAAAUUUCAUAAUUCUAAAAAAGUGGGGGUCAAACUGAACUUCUCUCGCUAAGUUGUGAAGACAAACAACUCCCCUGGCAUUUGAACAGACCUUUUAUCGCUCAUUCCGCGCCAAACAGCAGGCCAAAGUAGAAGGAGAGAUGGUAGUAGCAUGCUUCCUGUUCGAUCUAUGCAGCAUAUCGCCUCCAUUGCUUAAAGACCUAAAGCAGAUACAACAGAAGCUUCUCUCACUCCCCCUGGCCCCUCUCAUCGAACAUAUCCCUUCUAUGGAAGUUCUAGCGAUAGUUUCCGUGAUUGAUUGAUUAAUUGAUUGACGGAGUUGUGGAUUUUGGCAGUGCUUGUUGCAACUCGCCAAUUUGUAUGCGAUUUCAUCCCCUUCGUCGUCGCGUCAUCGGUCCGAGUGUCUCAGAGACAGGAUCGGUUUGUGCUAUGUCUUCAAAAAUCGCAUUUCCUCAUCUUAUGAGUUAAAAAUCGCAUAUAGCCCUGGAGAAAAUUUCGGUCUCCGUGAUUUCAUCACGCUGUUAACAACUUGCCUGGAGAUGCCUUUUUGCCUGAAAUCGACGAUUCCCGCGCUCUCCGGUCAGGCGAUUUCUAGUAGAUGUAAAAUUACCAACCGUUUUGAGUGAUGUUCUUUACUCCUGGGAAGAUAAGGAUUUUAUGAGAAAAGUGAUUGUUUUGACCUCCUGCUUACCUGAGAAAAUAGACACAGCCAUGAAAAAUACUCUUACGGAUGCUGCAGAUAAGUGUGUUUCAGUGGAGUUUGUGUUGUUUGAUCAAAGCGCAAGUCAUCUCAGCAACGUACAGGAGAAUAUCAAUUGCUUCGCAAGAAGUUUAGCUGAUCUUGAUAAUUGCUCAUUUCAGACUUUUCUCCCAGGUUAAAUACUCCCAUGCUUUCUAGGUUUGUGUUGCAUCCAAACGAGUUUCUUUAUGCUUCAUCGGAGAGUACCAACACAAUUGCGUCCUGGGCUAAAAUUUUUGUUUGUCGCAAUUAAGCUCAGUAUUCCUUGGAUGUAAACGGCUUUAAUUGCAUAUGCCAAAAAGAUACUAACAAGUCAACGUAUGAGAUUUCUUGCGUAAUUUGUAUUUUGCAUUAAAUUAAACAACUUUGCAGAUAGCAGACUAUUUCAUAGUCUGGUGAAACAAUGGCUACUGGAUUUGAGGGAUGACGUGGAGGAACCAUUGCAAGCUCGAUUUAUCUUUAAAAGCAACCUUGUAGGCUCUUUGAAUCAGAUAAACUGCAGCUUGUCAAUAUCUGUCGGUCAUAAAAUUGACGGUUUCGAUGCUUGUAAGGUGUCAUGGCAUUGUGUUAGAUAAUGAAG